This is a messenger RNA of Danio rerio (zebrafish), 1152 nucleotides long. Lineage: Eukaryota; Metazoa; Chordata; Actinopteri; Cypriniformes; Danionidae. The record is from RefSeq and is a predicted model, not a curated record.
AGUAAUUAACAAAAUAUUGUGAAAUAUUACAUGAGACCUUUGCAUAGUUAGAGAGGGGAUUUUGUGUUCAUUUCCUACUCAAGUCCUAUGGUUGGAGACUAAAUGGAAUAUCGCCUUCAUAUCUUCAUGUUUAGCAUCGCUGGAGACAGAGGGGGCUUCAAUAAGCCUGGUGGACCCAUGAGGGGUGGAAUGGAUCGUGAUAUGGGCCAUCCAGGAGAGCAGGACUCUGAGAACAGCACCAUCUAUAUCACAGGUCUCACUGAGAAUGCCACUCUACCAGAGAUGGCUGAGUUUUUCAAGCACACUGGAGCAAUUCGGAUAAAUCGGCGUUUAAAUCAACCAGCCAUCAACAUCUAUACAGAUAAAGACAGCGGCAAGCCAAAGGGGGAUGCCACACUGUCCUAUGAGGAACCUGCAUUUGCCAAACCUGCAGUUGAACAUUUUGAUGGAAAGGAGUUUCAGGGCAGGAGAUUAAAGGUCUCUAUGGCCCGCCGGAAGCCCAUGAUUGGGGGAAUGAGAGGAGGAAUGCCAAUGCGAGGUGGCCCUGGAAUGGAUCGUGGAGGAAUGAUGGGCAGAGGAGGCGAGAGAGGCGGCUUUCCCCCGCGUGGUGGCCCUCGAGGUGGAAUGGGCUGGAACGGUGGCCCUCAACCAGGAAAUGUGCAGAAAAGAGCUGGAGACUGGGAAUGUCCUAACGUUGGUUGUGGAAAUCAGAACUUCUCCUGGAGAAUGGAGUGUAACCAGUGUAAAGCUCCAAAACCCGAAGGCCUUGGAACUUCUCCUCCCUUUUAUCCAGGAGGUGAACGUGGCAGGGGUGGCAUGAGGGGCGGCAGGGGCAUGGACCGUGGUGGGUCGGAAGGAAUGCGUGGAGGCUGGGGAGGAGAUCGCGGAGGCUUCAGAGGCCGUGGUGGGAUGGAUAGGGGCGGAUUCAGAGGAGGUAGCAGGUGUGGUCCUCCCAUGGACAGAGGCAGAAGAGGCAUGGGACCCCCAGGCAAGAUGAAAAUGAGGGAUCAUCGUCAGGAGCGCAGGGAAAGACCCUACUGAGUUCACGCAUCAAGCAAAAGGAAAUUUACAUAGAGGAAGGGUUAGUAACCUUAUUGAGAAAGAAAACCAGGUUUGUUUGAUUGUAAAAUAACCAAAUUCAGUGAAAUGACC